This is a messenger RNA of Staurois parvus, 336 nucleotides long. The record is from the annotation of a GenBank genome assembly. Lineage: Eukaryota; Metazoa; Chordata; Amphibia; Anura; Ranidae.
UGCUCUAGGAGGAUGCAUAACCCCGGACCUCUCUCUGGACAGUGCUGAUUGGCCCUGUGCUGAUCACAUGCACUCUCCCAAGAAAAAGAAAAAACUCUCAAGCAAUACUCUCCAAACUGAGCAUGUGCAGACUUACAAUCUAGGAGAAGUGUCUUAUAUGUCUUAUCAGGAGAUAAGAGGGGGACACUGGCACAAGGGGAGGAUCACAGAAGACAGGAUCAAACAGGGUUUGUACACAAUGCAGAGGAUUAACCCCUUAGGUUCCACAGUGAGUAUAACAAGCAUGCUUUACUGUAUAUACAGACUGAUUUUACUGUUGUGGGUUUAGUAACACUU